Knipowitschia caucasica is the source of this 858-nucleotide messenger RNA. The record is from the annotation of a GenBank genome assembly. Lineage: Eukaryota; Metazoa; Chordata; Actinopteri; Gobiiformes; Gobiidae.
AUGGCAACCAGUGCGCCCCGGCUUCUCCUUGCCUGUGCCCUGAUUGCUGGUAUUGCCGUGGCUCAGAGAGUGGUGACGGUGCAGAGUGGGCCAUUGGUUCGAACAGAGGGCUCCCAUGUGACCAUCUGGUGCAACGUGUCGGGGUACAAAGAGGGCGUGGAGCAGGACUUUGAGUGGUCUGUGUACCUGCCGUCCAUGCCAGAGAGGGAGAUUCGUAUUGUGAGCACAGCGCAGCCAAAUUACGCCUACGCCAUUUACUCACAAAGGGUCAACAACAAGGAGAUCUAUGUGGAACGCCUGACCCGGGACUCGGCCAUGCUCCACAUCACCAAAGUACAGGCCAAGGACCAAGGGCUGUUUGAGUGCUACACCCCCAACACGGAUGGACGCUACCUGGGCUCCUACAGCGCUCGCACCAACCUCACCAUUAUUGCUGACUCGCUGGCGGUCACGGCACCUGCUCAGACUCUGUCCAAAGUGGAGGGGGACACGCUGCAGCUCACCUGUGAAGUGUCCCGGACCACCCUCCAGCACACACACUUGUCCGUGGGCUGGUACCUGCGCUCCCCAGAGGACGCCUCUGCCCCGCCGCAGGAGCUGGUCACCCUGUCGCGAGACUUUGUGCUGCGCUCUGGUGGGCCGUAUAGGCAGAGGAUGGCCGCGGGGGACCUGAGGCUGGAUAAGACUAGUGCUACAGCGUACAGACUCACCAUUCACAUGCUGCAGCCGGUGGACCAGGGCCUGCUGUACUGCCAGGCUACAGAGUGGAUCCAGGACCCUGAUGACAGCUGGUUCGCCAUGACGCGCAAGCAGAGCGACAAGACCCAGCUCCGCAUUCAGCCUACUGGUAAGGACUAA